AAAAGUUAAAAGUGAUAUAUUUGCAUUUCACCUCAAAUAAAUACCUCCCAUUUUUAAAGAAUUACGGAAAUAGAAAUUGAUCCGGAAAAGGAAACGAAAGCUCGAACGCAAAUAUGGAGGCGGCAAUGGGUUUGAUGCGAAGAAUUCCGCCCAAGCACUCGGAAGCUGCGCUAUCUGCAUUGUUAAGCCUUUUGCCGCACCACUCCGCCGAUCUUCUCUCUCAAGUCGACCAACCUCUUCAGGUUUUAUGUGAUGUUGAUAGUGGGAAGGAGUUCAUAUUGUGCGAGUAUAACAGAGAUGCAGAUUCUUAUAGGUCACCUUGGUCAAACAAAUACCAUCCCCCACUAGACGACGGACUUUAUCCAUCUCGGGAGUUAAGGAAACUUGAGAUGGAAGCAAACGAUGUCUUCACUGUUUAUUGUGACCAGUACUAUGAAGGUGGCACUUCAUCAGUGUAUAUCUGGGAGAAUGAAGAUGAAGGUUUUAUUGGUUGCUUCUUAAUUAAAAAGGAUGGUUCGAGGACUGCAGAUGGUAGAAGAGGUUAUUUAGAAGAAGGGUCUUGGGAAGCAAUCCAUGUCAUUGAGAUGGUUCCUCUAGAGGAGGCAACUGCUCGUUACUGUUUGACUAGCUCUGUGAUGCUUUCGUUGACCACAAAUGAUGAGUCCUCAGGCACCUUCAACUUGUCAGGAUCGAUUAGAAGACAGAUGAAUAUGGAUCUUCCGGUUGCAGAGGGUCAUUUAGCUAAUAUGGGAAGGAUGAUCGAAGAAAUGGAGAGCAAGUUGAGGUACUCAUUGGAUCAGGUAUAUUUUGGGAAGACGAAAGAGAUGGUCUGCACAUUGCGACCACCAUCCGAACCCAUUCAAACGAGACUUCCCGAACAGAUGAACAAGAGACGUCUUUGAAAUAUUGGAACUGCUUUUGUUAUGUUUGUUUCCUGGCAGCGGUGUCGCGUACAAUGUGUUGUCCAUCUUAUUACUCAUACUUGGAUUCAUUUGUUUUGAAAAGAAAUCUUAUUUGCGUGUUGUAAAAGAUAGGCUCCCUUUUCAAGUGUAGUCUGUGUAUGACUGUUGUCUCUCUGAUUUUCUUAUGAAUGCAUUAAACUAUUGUUGGAAUAUAA
Molecule: messenger RNA, 1117 nt
Organism: Salvia miltiorrhiza (redroot sage)
Lineage: Eukaryota; Viridiplantae; Streptophyta; Magnoliopsida; Lamiales; Lamiaceae
Product: probable F-actin-capping protein subunit beta
Exons: 8
Coding region: 114-902 (262 amino acids)
Biological process (GO): barbed-end actin filament capping; actin cytoskeleton organization; cell morphogenesis
Cellular component (GO): F-actin capping protein complex; cytoplasm
Molecular function (GO): actin filament binding
Source: RefSeq, a predicted model, not a curated record